This is a messenger RNA of Ilyonectria robusta, 396 nucleotides long. RefSeq names its product ankyrin repeat-containing domain protein. The transcript has a single exon. The annotation marks the transcript as partial. The record is from RefSeq and is a predicted model, not a curated record. Gene Ontology annotation, molecular function: protein binding. NCBI's taxonomy places the organism in Eukaryota, Fungi, Ascomycota, Sordariomycetes, Hypocreales, Nectriaceae.
GGGCGCACACCGCUCUGGUGGGCAGCGCACGACGGACACGAGCCUAUCGCUGGCUUUCUCCUCAACAAGGGAGCCGACCCGGCAGCCCGCGACUUGGUCGGCCAGACGCCUCUUUGGUGCGCAGUGCGCAACGGUCACACAGAUAUCGUGCGGCUCCUGCUUGAAACGGGGCGCGCCGAGCCUGACGCAAGGGGUAGCGUGGGAUGGACACCGUUGAUGUGGGCUGCACGGCGUGGCGAUCUUGAGGUCGUAAAGAUGCUACUCGAGACUGGGAAGGUGAACGUAGCGGUGCGGGACGACGCAGGCAGAUCUGCACUCUCCUGGGCCUUAGGGGCAGGGCACUCUCACGUCGUUGAGGCGUUGUAUGUUGCGAGCGGACGGAUAGAGAAGGAGAGU